This is a messenger RNA of Mesorhabditis belari, 735 nucleotides long. The record is from the annotation of a GenBank genome assembly. Lineage: Eukaryota; Metazoa; Nematoda; Chromadorea; Rhabditida; Rhabditidae.
AUGGCCAAGCACCAUCCCGAUCUAAUCUUUUGCCGGAAACAACCCGGGGUUGCUAUUGGUCGACUUUGUGAUAAAUGUGAUGGAAGAUGUGUGAUCUGCGAUUCCUUUGUACGACCGGCUACACUUGUUCGCAUCUGUGAUGAGUGCAACUACGGAAGUUAUCAGGGACGAUGUGUGAUUUGCGGUGGCCCUGGAGUGAGCGAUGCUUAUUAUUGCAAAGAAUGUACGAUUCAGGAGAAGGAUCGUGAUGGGUGUCCCAAAAUCGUCAAUCUCGAAAUCAAAAUGGCGAAGAAUAUGAACAACACGUCAUACCGGAAACUGGAUGUGGAUGCGCUCGACGAUGAGCGAUAUGAUGAGGAUGAAGGUGCUGAAUCGGCGGCUCUUGGACCUGAUGAGCGUUCUGUUCAAAGUUAUCUACAAACUUCACGACUCACCGAUGCUCUUCAUGCCGCUCUCACAAAUCCACCGUUGACCACGAAGAAUCAGCAAAUAAAAGAUCGCUCGACGUUACUUGUUGCUAAGGUGCUGCAAGCGUUCAAAACUGCGGAAAUUGAAGGGGCGAUUAAGGUAUUAUCGGAAGACGAGGGCGAUCUUUUGAUGAAAUACGUUUACAAAAUAAUGGAAAUCAAUCAGGAAAAUGCUGUUUGUGCGUCAACGCUUUCUUGGCAUGCCCAGCUUGUCGCCCGGUUUGGACUUGGUUCAAUCAUACGUGUGCUCAGCGAUCGUCGACGUCUU